GGCGCGACUGGUCCAGAGUACAUCCAAGCGUCGGCCACUGAGAAGGCUGGCGAUGUACCGCUGGUCCUUCUACCACCCAGUUCUGCCGCUGUCACAACUGCAGACUCGCGAGUCGCUCGAAUCUUUCUCCCACGCAGGACUUUCCUUCACAAGACCUGCUUGACUGUCACAUCUGGUUCGGACAACAGCCAAGUGCUCUCCGAGAUCCUGGAGGCGAUCAACAACAGCAAGGACAUGCUGACCGCCGGUCAGACUGAGAUCCUGGAGGCAAUCGCUGGGGUGGGUACCAGCAAUGGGAGUGGCACCUGCGACCUCUCCGGGCUGGAGACGGGUCAAAUGACGAUUAUAAAUCAGCUGACUAACAUCACAAUGAAUCUCGAACAGCUGGACUUGGAUGAGCUUCUAGCUCUUAUUGAAAGCGCUAAGAGUAUGAUCCUUGCUGGACAGGAAGCACUUGCCGCGAGCAUCAGCGAACUGGGUGAUGACAUAGACACGGCGAAGACAAUGAUCUUAGAUGGACAGAGUACAAUCAUUACCGACAUCGCUGAGGUGGCGACCGCUAUCGACACAGCCAAGACCAUGCUGCUCGAGGGACAAACCACAAUCACCACCGACAUUGCGACUCUCUCAACGGACCUCGCCACCGCCAAGCAAAUGAUACUGGAUGCCAUCGCCGCCCUGUCAACCGACAUCGAUAACAUCUCGACUCUGAUCGAUACGGUAAAGACGAUGAUCCUGGAAGGCCAGGAGACCAUCAACAACAACAUUGCCGGCGUGUCCACUCAGAUCACGAACCUGCAGGCGACGCUGGAGUCGGAGCUGACUGACAUCGAUAAUCAACUGAACACGCUGGAGACGGGUCAACAGGAAAUAUGCGACAAGAUCGAGGCACUCGACGUCAAGCUCGACACCAUCAUCGCCAAGCUGAUGGGGGGUAACAUGAGCAACGGCAUGUGUGAUGAUGGCUCCACUCCCAUCAACGGUCAGUGUUUCUUCUUAUCUGAGAGGCAAGAAGAUUAUGACACCGCCAGCGCUGCCUGCGUGACCCAGGGAGGGACUCUAGCUACCAUGACCGCCGACAACGCGGCAGCUCUGUACGCACUGGCUGACAUGGCGCCCAACGACAAAGUAUGGAUCGGUCUGACUGCCGAGACGGGGGCCUGGGCCUGGGAGGAUGGCACGGACUACCCCAGCGGCUUCAUGAACUGGGACGGCAACACCGAGCCCAGCCCUGCCAUGAUGCGUUGUGGAGAGGCACAGGCUACCUCUAGCUCUGAUGGAUUCUGGGUUGAACAGCCAUGUACUGCUGCAAGACGAUUUAUCUGCUCCACCUCUCCCUAAGGUCAACGGCCGUUACAUGUGCAGCCAUACGCUACUCCCCCCGUAAAAGGUGCCUAGUGGUACCAGUUUCAGAAAGGCCUUGUCCAGGUUUGACCGAAAUUUGUCCAAAGCAUUGAUUUGUCUGAAAAAUAACCGAAACCUAGAAAUGGGAAAUAAUGGCGCACCUCUUCCUAUCCGAGCGAGGGUUAUGUCGAAAGCGAGUUCUAAAUACAGUGUUUUAGUGUCAUGAUUGUAUUCUUCCGAUUUUGUCCAAAGGUAGCUGGCCUGGCCCAGGCUAAUUCAGAAUAGGAUAUUGGACAAAAUUAGAGUACUGAAAAAUGAAGAUCGUGUUCCGAUUGGAUCGUAAUAUUCCGCUGUUUAUUUAUUUAGGUAUUGUUGCUGUUAAUUCGUUAAUUAUUUAUUGUCAGUAAUAUAUUUUAUUUAUUUUAUCCGUGUCAUGUAUCCAGCAAAAGCGUAUACUGAUGUUCCUUUUUAUUGUCUUACUGUUGCGUUAGGUGAUUGGUGGUAACUAUUUACAUCUUGUAGGGAAUGUAGAGUGCUAUUGUGAAGUUUCUAACAGUGUUCGGUAUGCAUGUUUUGCGAACUUUUUGUGUGAUAAAGCACUCGUAUAAAAUAAAUAAAUAAAUUUGAUAUACCUACAUCGGACAA
Molecule: messenger RNA, 1989 nt
Organism: Amphibalanus amphitrite
Lineage: Eukaryota; Metazoa; Arthropoda; Thecostraca; Balanomorpha; Balanidae
Product: C-type lectin domain family 10 member A-like
Exons: 2
Coding region: 235-1341 (368 amino acids)
Source: RefSeq, a predicted model, not a curated record